ACGCCCUUGUACAAAAUGUUAGCAUUGAAAUUAAUUAUUCUAAUGUGCUCUUUAAGCCACGCCCGGAGUGCGGGAAUAACAGUGCCGGGCACUAAUUGGUGUGGCCCCGGUAAUAUAGCUAGAAAUUACAAUGAUCUUGGCUCACAUGUGGAACUGGACAAAUGUUGUCGCGCCCAUGACAAUUGCAAGGAGAAAAUAUUAGCACAGGACUCGGGCUAUGGCCUACACAAUUAUGGAUUAUUUCCCAUCUUCUCCUGUACCUGUGAGGAGGCAUUCCGCAAGUGUUUAACCUCCUUGCAUAGCACCGAAUCGGCUGCCUUGGGACGCAUAUAUUUUGGGACCACGGAGAGUUGCUUUGCCUAUGGGCAUCCCAUAGUGGAAUGCUUGGAGAAGCAGUGGGACAUAAGUUUUCAGAAACGUUGCCUCUCAUACAGAGUGGAUGAGACCAAGCCGAAGGUCUGGCAAUUAAAUGACUUGGCUUUUUAUACAUACGUAAGCGAGAGCACUGAGCAGUAGUAAGAGGGGAGAACAAUCCGUCAAUUAAAUGAUAAGCUAUAUAAACUUUGUACAUUUGAAAAUUCAUAAUAUUUUAUUUACAAUUC
Messenger RNA from Drosophila willistoni, 602 nucleotides. RefSeq names its product phospholipase A2 large subunit. Gene Ontology annotation, biological process: phospholipid metabolic process; arachidonate secretion. The transcript has 2 exons. Lineage: Eukaryota; Metazoa; Arthropoda; Insecta; Diptera; Drosophilidae. Bases 16 to 516 code for a protein of 166 amino acids. The record is from RefSeq and is a predicted model, not a curated record.